This is a messenger RNA of Meloidogyne enterolobii, 242 nucleotides long. NCBI's taxonomy places the organism in Eukaryota, Metazoa, Nematoda, Chromadorea, Rhabditida, Meloidogynidae. The record is from the annotation of a GenBank genome assembly.
UUCCUUUACUCCCUUCUAGCAGCACUACUUACGUAGUCCGUCCAUUUUCUGCCCUAAUUCCUGCCCCCAACAUACACAAAAUGUGUAGUAUUUGUGUGCUCAAUAUAUUUAUCCAUCCAUCCCCUUUUUGCUUGCAAAGCACAAAUCCCUUUUUCACAUUCAACGUCCACCAGAAGCAGCAGCAUAAAGUAACACACCAACAGUUUAUACUUUUUGUUUCUCUUUUUCGAUCACUCUGCUAA